CUGCAACUUCUCUUCUUACAACUCGAGUUUUAAUUUAAUUCAACAUAAACACACUUCUCAUAUCCAACAAAGCAAUACUUUCUUAAUUUUCUUGUUAUUUGCAAGUUAGAAGAAACGAUGAUGAUGUCAAUUUUCAGUUCCUUUGAUGCGCUUUCUGCUGAACUUUUUGGGCAGAAAUUGAGUUUUUCUAAGCCUUCUUCAGAACAACAAGGGGUUGGAACUAUUGUAUCAGAUCAAAAGACCGCCGCUACUUCUUCAACUGGUGUUCUGAAGAAGGCCGGAGAGGCAUCACCGCCGCCGUCUUCGCGGCAGCAGCAGCAGCAGAAGAGGCAGAGGUUCGCGCUGGAAUUCGACGGCGUUCACUGUUUUGAAAAUAUUAUUCCCUGUUGAUUUUUGAUUUUACUGAAUUUCCGAGAUUGAAAAUUUCAUUUAUUCUUCGUCUAGCCAUGAUUAUUGUCAUGUAUGAUGUAAAUUUUGGUGUUUGAUAUAUAUAAUUUAUGGAUUUUGAUAUAA
This is a messenger RNA of Solanum lycopersicum (tomato), 513 nucleotides long. RefSeq lists its product as uncharacterized. The record is from RefSeq and is a predicted model, not a curated record. NCBI's taxonomy places the organism in Eukaryota, Viridiplantae, Streptophyta, Magnoliopsida, Solanales, Solanaceae.